UUCUUUUUUGUAAAACUCGAUUUCUUCUAAAACGAAAAGAAAGGGGUUCGAAGGGUCGCACCAUGUGGAUUCUACCAUUUCUUGGUUAUGUCGGCGUGAUAUUGGGGUUUGCGUUCUUAACGUUGGCUAUUGCCUCUGGACUAUACUACCUAUCAGAGCUCGUAGAAGAGCACACCGUGAUCGCGAAGAGACUCCUCUACCAAUUGAUCUACGGCAUCAUCGCACUACAGCUCCUGCUCCUCCUGAUCGAUGGAUUCCCGGCCGGCCUGAGCGUCCUGAGCAUAGUGUCGCACCUCAUAUAUGCACAGAACCUACGGCGGUUCCCCAUCGUUAAACUCACGGACCCUCUGUUCCUGUUAUCUUGUGGCCUCGUAAUCGCGAACCACUACCUCUGGUUCCGGCACUUCAGCGCCCCGCCCCCGAACACCUACUCCUCGUCGUACCCGUACGCCCGCGACGCCAACAUCCCCUCCUUCACCGAGAUCGCAUCCUACUUCGGGCUCUGCGUGUGGCUGGUGCCCUUCGCGCUGUUCGUCUCCCUAUCUGCGGGCGAGAACGUCCUGCCGAGCAUGGGGUCGGAGUACGCGACCGGCGAGGGCAGCAGCUUCAUGAGCUCGGGCAAGGUUCCUGCUGGCUCCACCGGGGGCGCGUUUGGAAGCGGUACGGGGGCGGGAGAGGGCAGGAGGAGGCAGAGGAGCGGGACGAAUGCGGGGAUGGCGAAGGCGGUCGUCACGGGGGUUAGGGAGUGGGUUGGGGAGACGGGCGAGGUCAUGGGGCUUUGGAAGGGGGAGAGGACGAGACCGACUUUCUGAUCUCCGGGAGGGAGAGAGGAUGGCACUCUUUCUUUAGAAAUGAAGAAAGGGGGGCGCCAUUUUGUAUUUGUACGACUUUGGAUAGAUGAUUGACGAAUAAUUCACUUAUGUAUGACGU
This is a messenger RNA of Aaosphaeria arxii CBS 175.79, 930 nucleotides long. RefSeq names its product DUF396-domain-containing protein. Bases 63 to 812 code for a protein of 249 amino acids. NCBI's taxonomy places the organism in Eukaryota, Fungi, Ascomycota, Dothideomycetes, Pleosporales. The record is from RefSeq and is a predicted model, not a curated record. Gene Ontology annotation, cellular component: COPII-coated ER to Golgi transport vesicle; Golgi membrane; endoplasmic reticulum membrane. Gene Ontology annotation, biological process: endoplasmic reticulum to Golgi vesicle-mediated transport. The transcript has 3 exons. Gene Ontology annotation, molecular function: COPII receptor activity.